AUGAAGAAAGAAGCCAUUAUAAAGUUCUUUGCCAAACGUCCUUGGAUACAACUUCCAAACAGAGAGAGUCCAAUUCCACGAAUUAUACAAAUUCUCAGAGCACUAUUCCACUUCUCGGGUCAGCCGUUCUACAUAACCUCAGAAGGCGACAUCCAACCAGUUCAGUAA
Molecule: messenger RNA, 168 nt
Organism: Trichomonas vaginalis G3
Lineage: Eukaryota; Parabasalia; Trichomonadida; Trichomonadidae
Exons: 1
Coding region: 1-168 (55 amino acids)
Source: RefSeq, a predicted model, not a curated record